Guillardia theta CCMP2712 is the source of this 444-nucleotide messenger RNA. RefSeq lists its product as hypothetical. The transcript has a single exon. The record is from RefSeq and is a predicted model, not a curated record. The coding region runs from base 1 to 444 and encodes 147 amino acids. NCBI's taxonomy places the organism in Eukaryota, Cryptophyceae, Pyrenomonadales, Geminigeraceae.
AUGAAGAUCACUGUAACUGGUCAGGGGAUCACGGGCUACAUGGCAAGCGAUUACUUCAAAAGACUUCUUUUCGAGAAUGCGCACGGUCCCCGCCCCCGAGUCUCGGACAAAACUCCUCUGCUUCCCACCCUGCCCUCACAACCCAUGCACGCCCACGCCCACGCCGCCCUGGCUCGCCGCAGCAUCUCCUUUUCCUCUGACGUCACCUGGACUGUCACCGCCCCCCGCAAGCCUCUCCUUGAUCGUCGCUGCUCCCUCGCCAAGGCAGGCGGGGAUCCAUCGAGCAGGAGCGGAGCAGAGGAGACGAGGAUGGAGCAGCGGAAACGAAGGCGUGCGGGAGCCAGGCCAGAGCUAGGGAGGAAGGAAGCUGGGGAGAAGGCAGGCAUGCUGCUGGAGGCAGUGAUGAUUGCGAGGAGGAAGAGCUUCGGGCAGUGCGUGGAGUAA